Molecule: messenger RNA, 1131 nt
Organism: Mya arenaria
Lineage: Eukaryota; Metazoa; Mollusca; Bivalvia; Myida; Myidae
Exons: 2
Coding region: 1-1131 (376 amino acids)
Source: RefSeq, a predicted model, not a curated record
AUGGAUAGUAGUAGAAAAGACAGACCAGCUUGUGUUGGUGAGAGAGUUUUGGUGUCUUACUGCAGCUGUGCAGCUGGCAUGCUUGGCUGCUGCAAUCAUGUUGCUGGUGUUCUGUUUUGUGUCGAAGAUGCAGUGAAAAGAGGCAUCACCAAGAAGUCCAAAACCAGUGUCCUUGCUACAUGGAAUGUUCCUAGCACAAAGCCAGAGAUGAGGCCUUUCAAGGAACAGACAAAAAUGGUUAAAGAUGAGGGGUCUAUGAGGAAGGUUCUCUAUAUCAUUCUAAAAGAAGAUGCCAGUGAUUCGUGUUUUGGACAGUUGCAAGAACGAAAAAGACAUGUUACACCAAAGGUCAUACUGCCAAAAUCAGUUGUUGAUGUGACUUUGAGCGAGAUAGAAAAACAUGAUUAUUCCAUAGAAUCAGUGGUGAAAGCCUUAUCAAUGACACAAGAAGAGAGUGAUAACAUAAGCAAGCAAACUGUAGAGCAAGCAUCCUCCAAAGAAUGGCACAAUCAGCGUAAGGGAAGAAUUACUUCCAGUCUGUUUCAUCGGGUGGCCAGUCGUGCUAAAACUCUUCAAAAGGAUGAAGACGCAAAUGUGACUGCCCUGACUGACACACUUCUAGGAAAAAAAUCAUUCAAUCCAAGUCUUGCCAUGAAGCAUGGAACGUCAUUAGAACCAAUGGCUAAGAAGAAAUACACUCUCUCCAUGAAGAAACACAGGAAUUUCAAUGCUACUGAGAGUGGGUUGACUGUUUCCUUGAAACACCCAUAUUUGGCUGCCAGUCCUGACUUAGUUGUCCAAUGUGAUUGUUGUGGCAAAGGCCUAUGUGAAGUAAAGUGUCCAGAGACAGUGAAGAACCAAAUUCCAACAGUAGAUAAUAUUAAAUAUCUUCUUGAAGAUAAUGGCAAAUUAGUGCUCGAUUCAAAACACCACUACUAUUUCCAAAUAAAGGGACAAAUGGGCAUUCUUGGCCGAAGCUUCUGUGACCUAUUCAUUUAUACUUUACAUGGCAGUCUUUCUGUCAGAGUAUGUUUUAACAUGCAAUUUUGGUCUUCGCUAGAAAAGAGUCUUAGUUCAUUUUGGACUAAACACAUGUUCCAGGCUAUCUGUGGGAUGAACAGGAAUGAUUAG